ACAAUACUGAAGUGUGGGGAGGCGGCUUUCGGUUCCCAGGUGCAGUAAAUAAAGAAACGUUAAAAAACGCUUCCAUCAAAUUAUUUUUGGCGUGGAAAUCGGAAGCUUGGCACUUUCUUCAAAGCCCCCGUAUUGUUAGUGCGUGUGUGGCUGCCUGUGCGCCCCUGCCGACGGGAUUUUUUGCUCCCCCUGCCUCUGCCGGGGGCGUUACGAGCCUCGGUAUAUUAACAAGUGUAGGGGAGGGCUACAGGGCCAGUACUGCCGGCGUCGAGGGAGGGGGGCAAGAGCAGCUUUGUGCGCCUAGGAGCGUCCUCGCAUUUCCAGCAUCCAUUCGGUGCGCUGAUUUUCACGUACUGCUGCUGUUAUUUUAUAAAGGAGGAGUCGACGUACAAAAGACAGUAAGGCUCGAACGUGACAUCAUGGAAAAUGUGAAUCAAUUCAUCGACCUUCUGUUGGAAGACAUAAACUUCACCGAACAUGACGACAACGUGUCCCACAUGGAGGCAGUGGUGUGUCCUUCCAGCUUCAACAUGGUGGCUGUGCUCUAUGCUAUGUCCAUCCUGUACAUCUUCAUCUUCAUCAUUGGCCUGGCCGCCAACUCGGUGGUGGUGUGGGUGAACGUGCGGGCGGAGAGGAGCCGCUACGAGACGCACCUGUACAUCCUCAACCUGGCUGUCGCUGACCUGUGUGUGGUGGCCACCCUGCCCAUUUGGGUGAGCUCCCUGCUUCAGCAGGGGCACUGGCCUUUCGGCGAGGCCAUGUGCAAGAUCACGCACCUGGUCUUCAGCGUUAACCUCUUCAGCAGCAUCUUCUUCCUCACCUGUAUGAGCGUGGACCGCUACCUCUCGGUGGCGCUGUUCAGUGACUCCCAUAGCAGGCAGAAGAAGAUGGUGCGCAAGUUGAUCUGUGUUCUGGUGUGGCUGCUGGCUCUCGCAGCUUCAGUGCCAGACACCUACUUUCUGCAGGCUGUCAAACCUGUGCAUUCAGAAAACACCUUUUGCCGGCCGGUGUACCCUGCAGAGAGCGCCCGCGAGUGGAUGGUGGGUAUCCAGUUCAGCUUUAUAGUACUUGGCUUUGCCAUUCCUUUUCCUGUCAUCGCGGUCUUCUACUUGCUCUUGGCGGGGACCAUCGCCUCCUCUCCAGACCAGGAGCGAUGUCUGAGCCGCAAACUCAUCCUGACCUACAUCGUGGUCUUCCUGGUAUGCUGGCUGCCCUACCACGGGGUGCUGCUGGUGGAUGCCUUGUCAAUGUUGGGUGUCAUGUCCUUCAGCUGCCCUCUUGAGAACUUCAUCUACGUAGCGCUGCAUGCCACCCAAUGCCUCUCGCUCAUCCAUUGCUGUGUCAACCCUGUCAUCUACAACUUCAUCAACAAGAACUACCGCUACGACCUGAUGAAGGCUUUCAUCUUCAAGUACUCUACCAAGACCGGCCUGGCCAAGUUGAUCGACGCCUCCAGGGUUUCAGAAACUGAGUACUCUGCCGUGGACAACCAUGGCCAACUGUAGGACUGUGUGAGGCAACUCAACAAAGAGACUAUGUGAGUUGGAGCUCAGUGACCCUACACUGCCCGGUGUACAGUCGCUGAAGGGCCAUGUGUUAUAUACCAAUGAAGCACUAUAAAUUACUGCGACCAAUCCAUUAUACCUUAUGGUAUAGAAGUCUACUGUAUAGACAUAGUGACCAUAAGUGACCGUUGGCAGGUUUGGUCAACAAGACAGGAAGUCAUAAAAAAGCACUUCCAAAACUUAAAGGACUUUGAGAUAUUUCUGAGGUUUUUUCACAUGGUGGGGGCGGGGGGGGGGGGGGGUAAGGUUAGUAUCUGGUGCCUUGCAGGAACAACAGCAGGCAAGGCAGUGAGCAUGUCAGGCUGUGAAGGGGGGGCACGGCGUGGGAGAGGCCAGAUGGGGAGCAGAGAGGGGGGGGGGCAGGAGGUGGGGCCGCUCGUCGAGCCUCCCAGCUUGUCAUUAGGACUCGGUGAGACGCCAGCGUCCCGCCCAGGCCCCAGAGCCUGCCGUUUCACUGGAGCUGUUUACAGGCAGAGGGAGGACAGGGAGGAAUGUGGGCCGGGUGGCUGCCAGGGUCCAGGCGUCAGGAGGGAACCCAGUAGAAAAGCACACUUACUCACCAAAAGCAAAACCGCCAGACUGGACAACACAAUAGUGCUUUGUGUUUUUUAUUAGAAGGGAUAAACCUUCAGGUAACUUAAAGUAUUCGUCUAAAUAUUAUAUAUAUACAUAUAUAUAUUUUGUAAAUAUUCUCAUAUUUAUAUAUUCAUUUAUUUGUAUUGUUCUGAGCUGUAUGACAUAUGCCUCUUGUUGGAUCGUUUGGUCAUCUAAUGGGAAAUGCCAUGGAUUCUAGUGCUGUUGUUUAGUUCUCGGAUGUGUAGAAGUCCCCUUUGCUCCCUAUAAUGGGCUUAUUUUGUAUGUUUCAGUACUUUCAGUACUGUCAUGUGGGGCAUGGUGUGAGGUGUGGGUACAAAACCAGCCUGUGUGUGUGUGUGUGUGUGUGUGUGUGUGUGUGUCAUCAGAGUUUCUGUUUCCUGCUGUCAUUUUCCCAGCAAACUUCAGGUGAUCUGGUGACUGUAAAUUGCCUGCAAACUAAUUGUCUCUUCUCUCGUUUGGAUCGUACCCACCUCACCUCCGCUUCCUGGAACAGUGCAGCCCUAAUUAGAUACAGUUAUUGAAAAUAGCUGAAUAGAUGUUACUCUUUACCAGAUACAUAUCACCAUGUUUUAGCCGCUAUUGUUCAUGAAUGUUUGACAUGUCAGACGUUAUAUAAGAUAUAUUUAAACUUUUUCUUCCUUUUGGUGCCAUAUAUUGUUCGCAGUACAGCAAAAACACACAUUAUUAUUGUAGUAAUAGCAUUUUUAAAAUGCACUUGCGUAGAAGUGCUACAGAAACGGAAAUCAUUGAGCUUCCCGAUGACUGAAGUCCAGUGAGGGCAUAAGGCGCGGUGUCACUAGCAAAAAGCACUGACAGACUUGUUGCUAUGGUGACAGUGCUACCUUUGUUCUCUCUGAGGGAGGAACUGCGUGUUUGUGGCUUCUGUACAUUAAUGUCAUAUGGCAUGAUGCAGUGAGUUUCCAGGUCACUAAACAUUAAAUGAUGUUUGCUUA
Molecule: messenger RNA, 3115 nt
Organism: Brienomyrus brachyistius
Lineage: Eukaryota; Metazoa; Chordata; Actinopteri; Osteoglossiformes; Mormyridae
Product: atypical chemokine receptor 3-like
Exons: 2
Coding region: 420-1505 (361 amino acids)
Biological process (GO): angiogenesis; chemotaxis; G protein-coupled receptor signaling pathway
Cellular component (GO): membrane
Molecular function (GO): chemokine binding; G protein-coupled receptor activity; coreceptor activity
Source: RefSeq, a predicted model, not a curated record